Molecule: messenger RNA, 5272 nt
Organism: Varroa destructor (honeybee mite)
Lineage: Eukaryota; Metazoa; Arthropoda; Arachnida; Mesostigmata; Varroidae
Gene: CenB1A
Product: Centaurin beta 1A
Cellular component (GO): cytoplasm
Molecular function (GO): GTPase activator activity; protein binding
Source: RefSeq, a predicted model, not a curated record
GAAGAACGCUUAGUUCCUUCUAUUUAUUCUAGAGGAGGGGUACGAUAGACUGCGAUCAGCUGAACAAGAACAAGUGUCAACUGUUGUCGAUAACUCCGACUGACGGUCGUCUUCAACAGCAUAGAAGACGUGCAGAGAACUGAAUGGGUGUUAGAACAUGCGUUAUCGAGUGGCCGACUGUUGCUCCACACUGGUCGUUUAGGGAGCUCUAAGCUUCGGCAAAAAGUGCUAGCUCGUUCGGAGCUACAGUGUAUGCCAAACAUUUGGGUGGCAUAAACUGCUACGGGUGUCGCUAUCAAUGAAACAACGACAAAGACCUGUAACAGCAUUAAAUGGAACGGCGCAAGUCCUUCAGCACAAACAAUAGCGUUGACAUCAGCAGCAGCGGUGUUCGCCUUAGCUGUUACACUAAGUGCUCGGAACUGUCUAUGCAGGUAACAGCGACUCAUGGCAGGCUCUUGGUGCUGUGACCUGAUAAAAGAACAAACCACGAUCAAAUGAAUAGUGUGCUCUACAUCCUCUCGUCCUCUUGAUUGAGAUGAGCUUUCGACCAAAUUUGACUAGCGAGCAUUGAAGGGACAAGUUAGGUUUUGUUCCCCUUCGAGUUUACUGGUGAUCUGGUUUAAGUGUCGUUCGUUCAAACAUUUUUUCAAUGAAGGUGCCACCAUUCAAUGGGGUUUUGCAGAAUACGAGCGGUUUUAUUUUGUCUUCCCGGAGAAAAUCAAAGUACGAAAUCUAAACAAAUCGCAGCAGGCGUCCAUCAUAAAAAAUGGCCAGUAUUUAGGAAGUGAUUACAUCGACGAAAAACUAGAAACUGCAGUAAUGAUUAUUAGUGCCAUUCCAAAUCUAUUCGCAUGUGUAUCGGACUAUAUUUAACCCAGUGAAGUAGUGAGAGAGCUAUGGUUUAAUAGAUCCUCCACAGAAUUCUUGCUCAAGAAACGAAUGUCAUUUUCACCUCUGUUAAAUACCUCAAUGGAAGUGAUAUUAUGCGGUCCAUUAACAUCGAGUGUAACUAAAAGGACUCGCUUACGCUGGAGUCCUAUACCUAUGUAAAGGUUGUGUCAUCAUGUGAGUCGUGUCCGUGUGCGUGUGUGCAAGUGUCGUUACAUUAUUAGGUACAUUUUCGACCAAUGUAGUUAACAUCGUCUUGAACACUUGUUUUCUUCUUUCCGAGUUUCCCUGUCCAGUACAACUCGUAUCCCCUCACCUAGCCCCAUCUCCCCCUGACACGGUCCGCGCCGACCGUUUUCCGAUGCGGGUCUAGACACCACAGUCGAUAUUCGGUGUUCCAGUUGCGUUUAUUGCAAACGGCCUUUUCCAGCAGUGAUUGAUUCGCUGGACUGCUGAGGCAGGUAGCAAUUGACAGCCACCAUUAUAGCAACGAUCGUUUUCCGGUUGAGCACCUAGAAACGGCUUCGUGAUGGUCAAGCCGUUCAUCGGUUUUGACGAGGUCCUCCGCGAUUCUCCGCGCUUCAGGGAUAGUCUGCUUAAAAAUGAGCAUAACAUCGAGGACUUCGAGACGAAAAUCGAACGAGUCGUUAAGACCUGUAUGGCAAUGGUGGAGCAGGGACGGGUGUACAAUAAUGCCAUGCGUCUAUUUUUCGACUCAGUCGCCGAAAUGGGCAAGCACUUCAAAGAUGACGUACAGAUCAAGGGCUGGAUUGGGGAUAUAGUAAAAGUUGGAAGAGAUCUCAUCGAUUUCUUCAUGAUACUUGUCGACCACAGUGAACGAAGCUUCGCAAAAACCUUAACGAAUUUUAUCAAAGAUGAUGUUAAAAAACUCAGGGAAGUACACGGAGCAUUUACAAAGAUCUCGUCGGAACUGGAUGGCUCCCUGCAACGCCAUGCGCAGCUUCCCAAAAACAAGAGCGUCGAGCUCGAGGAGACGGGGAAGUUGCUCACGGCGAAUAGAACUUGCUUUCAGCACACAGCUCUCGAAUACGUCGGAAUGCUCAGUCGCGUGCAGGCUGCCAAACGACACAAGAUGAUGGAAGCGUUGCUUGGCCAAAUGCACGCCAUACGUACAUUUCAUUCGCAGGCAUUAAAAACAUUCGCUGAAUACGAAGCACCGCUCGAGGGUGCGUCGAAGCACUUUGCUGAUAUGCGAAUGAGCUAUGAACGGGAAUGUAUGACCCUUUCAAAGUGUGCACAAGAUACUCGGCGUGGCCCGCCUCAACAGCUCUGUCCUGAAGUUGAAACGUACCUUCGGCAGGUUACCGGAGAGCCACACUGUCCGGCAAGCGGAGGUCCCACAGGACAUCAGCUUGAGGGGUAUCUGUUCAAACGGACAACGAAUGCGUUCAAAACGUGGAACAGGCGGUGGUUCGUUCUUGAUAAUGGGUCUUUAUCGUAUGUAAAACGUGAUGGAGACCCAAGGGAUGUGACAGUCAUGGAGCACGAUUUGAGAUUAUGUACAGUUAAGGAGAUUUUAGAUGGCGAGCGACGCUUCUGUUUCGAGGUACUGUCUCCGCACAAAACCCACGCAUUGCAAGCCGACUCGGAAAAAGCACAAAAGAUGUGGGUUGAAGCACUGAAGCAAGGUAUUAACAACGCACACAACCAGAAUGAGGCGCACGCUAAGCGGCUUGCGUCAUCCUCGGAGUUUCUCGCUGCACCUGGUAAUGAGAGGUGUGUCGACUGUGGAGCUAAAAAUCCGGAAUGGGCUAGUGUAAAUCUGGGCGCAACUCUUUGUAUUCAAUGUUCGGGUAUCCACCGUUCACUCGGGGUGCACAUCUCUAAAGUUCGGUCGUUGAAGCUCGAUUCGUGGGAAGAAGAUACCAUGAGAAUUAUGGAGCGAUUAGGAAAUGAUGCCGUGAACAAGGUGUUCGCGUAUCAAGUGGAUGAGAGCAUGCGUGCCCAGCCCGACUCCGAGCGCGAAUUUCGAGAAGCGUGGAUUAGGGCUAAAUAUCUCGAACGACGGUUUGUUAGACCUUUGAUAUCAAAUGAUAUCCCGGAAAACGAAACGCAGAACAUCACUCGUUGGGUCGUUGCCAGAUCUGGUUACAGACGACGCUGCAUUCCUGGCAAAGGUGUGCUGGUGUUCGGGGAAGACAUAAAUCGAAAUUGUACUUCAUCUGCCCCUCAAGCACCCCCUGGCUCCUCUGAAGAGGAUGAAGUAGAGUUAGAGACAUUCCCCAUGUCAGAUUUCACACCUUCUCGCCUGCUCUACGAAGCUGCGGGGGCGGACAAUCUUAAUGCAAUGCUACAUGCUCUAGCCUGUGGAGCCGAACCGAAUUAUCGAUGCGAAGAGGAUAGACUGCGUACAUCAUUGCACAAGGCGAUUGCCGACGGCCCAUGGGUAGCAGCUGCAGAAUUUUUGCUACUGAAUGGAGCGCAGCAUACAGCUGUGGAUCUAGAAGGACUCACGCCGCUGCACCUCGCUUCCAGAGCGUCGUCUGUAGCCCUCGUUGGGCUUCUUUUAAAAAAGGGGGCCGACCGCGACGCGCUUGAUCGUGAAGGAAAUUCUGCGUUAGCCCUUGCGGUUGCUAACGGAAACGCGGAAGUAGUCACACUUAUAAGGCUGGACCAGUUCCGAGAUGACCUCAAACUAGAAGACUCAGACUUCAGCACUGGCGGGGACGUCUUUGAAAAGGCCUUGCGGGAUUUUAGCAGUAAAGGACGAGAUGCGUCGGGCAGAGCCUCCGUUCCUCCUGCCGGCGCCGCGACUGCUACCACCACUACCGCAAUCUAGACGAAAGUUCAAUGCUAAUAAUCACAAUUGUCAAAACAUUAUUGCGAAGCGUUGCGUUUCCAGAUCGCUAGCCUAGCAGACCUUCGAUUUAUGCCUUGGCCAUAAAUACAGUUGGAUAGAAAUCUGAAAAGGACCAGUGUCCUACGCAGUAUACACAAUACAAAAUGGCAGCAGCUAGCAAGCCAAUCAUCGAAUGAAGUUUCAGAAAAUCGGUUUCAGCGGGACUAGCUCUUACAUCGAACACAUUGGACAAUUUUGAAAAUUUGAGGCUAUUCACUACUAGCGUAAACGAAAAUAAUAAUAUAGAUGAGCGUUCACGUCUAAAAGGCAGACGUUUAUGAAGGGCAGUUUUGGCCUUAGAGGUCGACAGCGUCAGUUCUAAGGUGAAAAUUACCGCAGUGUGGGUAUACUAUUAUAUAAUAUGCUGACGGGGUGAAAUCUCGAACGAUAACUUUUCAACCGCUCGAAACUUAUUGAUGAUUGAGUCUUAACUUCAUUACGACAAUGUUUGCUUUACUGUUCGCUAUACGGGAUAGCAAUGGCGUAUGAGCUUCGGUUGAUAAGACUAACCAAAAUGCAUAGCCCCCCGUAUGGCGAUUCGGAUGUCGGAUGCCAUUAUUUGCUAUUGUAAUUAUUGAUUGUCUCAUUGAUUUGUAGAUUAUUUGAAUACUGGAUUAUUAUUAUGUACAUAUAUAAGUAAUGUUUCUAGCUUCGUUUUGAAGCUCACCAUUGAGUCUUCGUUAAUGAAACGCGAUAAAGCGUACCAUCGAACGUCUAGCUGCGUAUGUCACAUGCCUGUAUGAUUCAGUGGUGUGUAGGACCGUAUUGAAUCACUGUUGCAAUGGUACGCCGAUCGAGCAGAAAUACAAUGAAUGCAAUUGUAGCCCGGUGUUUAGCGUAAUAAUGCGCUGGAUACACUGUUGUGGGCUGCUUUCCUGGAACAUCACGUUCGGCUCAGUUGUCUGAGGCCGUCCAUGUAAAGGAAUCAAUGGAAAUUUGUUGCAGGCAGUAAUCCGUUUCUACAACACCCUAUCUGCGUAUAGGACAUCAUCUCUACUAGUAUUAAUUACGUUUUAGUGAUAAAUGAAACAAAAUAUAAAUAAAUAGUAUAGAUAAAAAUCUCGCUGGGCUUCAAUCUAAUUAAGUGCACACAAUCGUUCUCUAGGUGAGCCUUUAAGACGAAUAAAUUCAACUUCUUACCUUAAUAACAUAACUGCAACAUAAUAAUCUGUUGCUUAUCCAAACGUUACUCAGCAAUCUAAAACAUUUUUUUUCUCCAUCGCCUUGCUCUAAUACAAAAAUUCCUGGUCUGUUCCAGGCCCCAAAACACAUAUACCAAUUCGGAUGCAAAAUUAAAAAAGACAUUAAUUGUACACAAGACAACCUGAAAGCCUUUUACAUAUAUAAAUGAUAUGAAAACUCAUAUUGAAAAAAUCGCAUGAAAACCGAAUAAAACCUUAAUCGAUUUUAGAAGAAUGCUUGAAAGCUUCAGAGAACAGAAAAAAAAAAACUUCUAAGGAAAAAUAACGAACACUGUUUUUGAAUCAGUCUCUACUAAUUUAGCAGUAGAUGAUCACUGGC